ACUGAAGCCCAAAAACUCAAACCGAAAACAAGGACUAGGCAACUCGAACCGAGGAAGAAAACGAGAGAAGAAAAAAGAGGCAAAUUGGAGCUCCUGAUAUUCCAUUGCCAGUUCCUCCAAAACCAGUGAAUUGUAAUAGAGAAGGAAAAAUAACUAGUCUGUAUAAAUGGAUUCAUCACAAUCAUCUUCGUUAGGGACGGGAGGGAGCGGCGGGAAUGGGAUGGUCAGCAGUCAAACAAAUGAUACGGCAACCGCCACGCCGAAUGAUGAUCCAAAGCAGAAUCUGACUCAAGUAAUUAACUCCAUCCAGAAAACUUUAGGCCUUCUCCAUCAACUAUACCUCACCGUCUCUUCUUUUAAUGCUGCUUCGCAGCUCCCCCUCCUUCAACGCUUGAAUUCCUUGGUUUCGGAGCUUGAUAACAUGGCAAAAUUGUCUGAGAAGUGUAAUAUUCAAGUGCCUAUGGAAGUUCUCAAUUUGAUUGAUGAUGGGAAGAACCCUGAUGAAUUUACAAGGGAUGUUUUAAACAGCUGUAUUGCAAAAAAUCAGGUUACUAAAGGCAAAACUGAUGCCUUCAAGAGUUUACGAAAGCAUCUUCUGGAAGAGCUUGAGCAGACGUUUCCUGACGAAGUUGAAUCAUACAGGGAGAUACGUGCAAGUUCUGCUGCUCUUAAAGCACUUGGCCCAAUGCAGGAAUGUAAACGGCUUGCUCAAUCACAAAGUAUGUUACCAAAUGGAGAUGUAAAGGUCAAAACUGAGCUUUAGAUGCCCAUAUCGAUGAUGAUUUGGAGAUUGAAGCUGAAUUGUCGCCAUUUAUUUGGAGACUGACAAUAAAACUCUAUGCUGGACAAAUUAAAAGCAGGGAAUAUUCUGGCAGUUAUUCUAGUUAUAGGUGGAAAAUAUUCUUGCAGUUAUUCUUAGUAUUUGGAAGCUUGGAAAGGCAAAAUUGUACAUUUGCGUCAGUACUUUUGUUGUGCAGUUAUUAGACAGAUAUUAGUUUAGACAUAUUGGAGGCCUGCUGUUGUGAGGCUUCUUGCUCAUAAUUUUAAAAGGACUGGUAAUUGAUUUACCU
This is a messenger RNA of Theobroma umbraticum, 1070 nucleotides long. RefSeq names its product Mediator complex, subunit Med10. Gene Ontology annotation, biological process: positive regulation of transcription by RNA polymerase II. The record is from RefSeq and is a predicted model, not a curated record. Gene Ontology annotation, molecular function: transcription coregulator activity. Gene Ontology annotation, cellular component: mediator complex. Lineage: Eukaryota; Viridiplantae; Streptophyta; Magnoliopsida; Malvales; Malvaceae.